AGACGGUAACGAUUGUUUUCAAGAUGGAGCCGGUUCCUGACGCUGCGACCAGCUCAGUGUUUCUUGCGCCGUUUCACGGUUUAGCCGCGGUCAAUCACGACCUAGGAGCCCUGGUUUGGGUGUCAUGAGAAGCCGGUCACCGUGCAGUGUUACCGGAUGCCUCGCGUGAACCGGACGACCGUUUUAACGCUGCUGAUCAUCACCAGCUCCGUGUUUCUGCUGUUCCAGUUACAUUACUACCGGAAGUACGUCAGCAAGCAUGCGUUUCUUCUGCAGCAAGGUCCUUACAUCCUGAGUCGAACCGGUCACCUCACCGCAAACGACAUCCAAUGGCAAACAGUGAAGAAGUUUUUGGGAUUAGCUCGGCACUUCGGGUUACCGCUGUUCCUCGCCGACACAGCCGCCCUAACGCUGCUCUCCCAAGAUUCAUUGCGGCAGCGUGACCGGCUUGUGCAUGAGCCGCACUGCAGCUUCCUAUGCACCGGCCGUCCGGUCACGUCCUUUGCUCUGCACGCCAACCUGUGGAAGUACGAGCCCGGCUUCCUAUUAGCCGCCAAGCAGAAAGGCUUUGAGCUUCUGGAGCUGCGGGGACAGGACCCGCGAUUGGCCAGUCUGGACAACCUAUCAGGAGAGGAGAUCCCCCUCCACUUCCUGUUCCGCCUCCACGGUCACAUCAUACAGGUGGUGUUCCUGUAUGAGCGAAGCGGGAACUACCUCUGGCACGGGGAGCUCCGCCUCAAAGCCCACGUGGACCGAAGCUUUGCUCCCUUCAAGCUACUCGACUACGGACGCCAUCCUGGAUCCUACGACAGGCCGGAGCUGGUUCUGACGGUCGUGGACGGCAUCGAUGUUCGAAUCCCGCGUAACAUUUCCCGCUUCCUCUCCGAGCAGCGACAGGCUCGAUUCUUGGAGUGCCGUUACCGUGACGCCCGGAACUUCCUUCAGCUCUACCCAGAUGACGUGUCUCCAGACGCGGUGGACUUCCGGAGGAAAGUGAAGUCGUUGCUUCAUUUGGCCGGUCGAACGCUCGCUCAGCUCGACAUCCCGUUCUGGCUGAGCAGCGGCACCUGUCUGGGCUGGUUCAGGCAGUGCAGCGUCAUCUCGUACAGUCGGGACGUCGACAUCGGCAUCUUCAUCGGGGACUUCCGGUCGGACAUCGUUUCUGCGUUCAGGAGCGCCGGACUGUCGCUCAAACACAAGUUUGGAAAGGUGGAGGACAGUCUGGAACUUUCAUUUUUGAGUGAGGACGUGAAACUGGACAUUUUCUUUUUCUAUGGCGACGGAGACGUCGUUUGGAACGGAGGAACGCAGGCGAAGAGUGGCAAGAAGUUUAAGUACAUCUUCCCUCGGUUCUCGCUGUGCUGGGCGGAGCUUCUGGACCUGAAAGUUCGGGUUCCCUGUGAAACGCUGGACUACGUGACCGCAAACUACGGCGCCAGCUGGAGCGUCCCAGUGAGGAGCUGGGACUGGAAGUCGUCGCCUAGCAACGUGCAGCGGAAUGGGGAGUGGCCUCGUGCGGAGUGGGCGGAGCUUAUCCAAGUUUAUUGAGAGAGAACCUGACUGAAACUGCAAAUAAAAGGGGAUAAAAACAAA
Gasterosteus aculeatus aculeatus (three-spined stickleback) is the source of this 1593-nucleotide messenger RNA. It is a transcript of the gene fktn, whose product is annotated as fukutin. Gene Ontology annotation, cellular component: Golgi membrane. The record is from RefSeq and is a predicted model, not a curated record. NCBI's taxonomy places the organism in Eukaryota, Metazoa, Chordata, Actinopteri, Perciformes, Gasterosteidae.